AUGGAAUUUAGCGCCAGUCCCGUGACGAGAACAGAAUCGCCUGCCCCCGAAUCUCUGUUGAUACACCUCUUGCUUGUAAACUUCCACCACCGUGAUCCAACCACUUCCACCACCACAUUCAACAUGUUAAUGGCCCGUACUACACGUUCCGGGGCCGAAUUUUCACCAUAUGAGCUGGGAACCCCCAUCCGGUGUAACGUUGACGUCGCAGACCUUCUCCGCUUUCGAUAUGCCAAGCUUGAUGCGCAGGGUGAUGGAGGGGAUGUGAUUGACUCGGACCAUGAGCUUGAAGCACCAAUUCAACCCGCUUGCACCCCCACAAAACCCCCGGACAACGUCAAGGCCCAAUCGCAGCUCCCUUUGCCAAGGCCCCGGGUGUCCCCACCCUACCCAUCAGUGUCUGCUUCUGAAUCUCACCAACAGAAUUUUGCCAGUGCUGCCUGCCUAUCACUAUCACAAUCCCGAUGCCCCGCUUUCCCGGAGAUGGCAUCGGAGUCUACCACGUCAUUACACCCACCUCGAAACUCCUCACCUUCCACUGCCACGCAUCGGAAUGCCCGCCAGUCUGGCUCUCAUGGGCGGCGGAAGCGCAAACGUGAACUUAGCACUCGCUUUCCAACAGCUGAGAAGCCAGUACAUGCCAAACAUCGUGCUCAUGCCUAUGCACAAGCAAUCCAGGUGGAUCUAGAUGCUGCUAUGCUCCCUGUGAACUCCACAGGCUUUGGGGGCCAAAACCAGAUGCUUUGCAGCCAACCGGGCUGGCGUUACAUCCCAUAUCCCCUGGAUGUUCCCACCAACGCCGCGGGUCAAAACAACGGGAACGGGGCGACCACGACGGGCACCAUACCAAUUGUGGACCGUCAUGGCUGCAUGGUGGUGCUCAUCGCAGGAUCACCACAGAUGCACUGGCAAUCUGAGGUUGCCGAGCCGUUAGCAGAGGCCAUUGCUGCUGGCUCCUCCCACCUCAAAUUUUCACCGGAAAGGCUUUAUCACAAACGGGGUGAUGGUUUUGCCGCACUAGCAUCUGGUCCAUCCCAUGGGGGUGGUGAGUCAUUCCCAGGCAACCGUGUACUUUCGCAAUCAGAACGCAGCUUCAUGGAUGCGCUGCUAGAACACCCAGCCAUGCAGCAUGCCUCCAGGUUUAUGAAUCAAAUUCUCCACACAUAUAACCCCUUAAUGUACGAGGACUACCGCCUGCAUCAAGAAGAGCUACAUGAUAAAGAGCCACACCUUCAACUUCCCCAACUCCGUUUGGUCUUCGCUUACAGUUAA
Messenger RNA from Lentinula edodes (shiitake mushroom), 1272 nucleotides. RefSeq lists its product as uncharacterized. NCBI's taxonomy places the organism in Eukaryota, Fungi, Basidiomycota, Agaricomycetes, Agaricales, Omphalotaceae. The record is from RefSeq and is a predicted model, not a curated record. The transcript has 6 exons. Bases 1 to 1272 code for a protein of 423 amino acids.